CCCCUCCCUACUGCAGCGUCGGGGAAAUUCUCGAUGCAUCAAGACUUGUCGGAGAAAAGCACAAUAGCAGAUUAGAGCCACCAACUGUUCCCUGGUCCUAGAGUGGAGGAAAUUCUCUAAAUAUAUUAGCCUACUAUAUUACACUGACAGACAGAGGGAAGAGUGUCGGGAGACAGAGACUGCUGCAGAUCACCUCUCUGUCAGACCUCAUGGCUCCAUUUAUGUUCCUGUUUAUCUUUCUGUCUGAAGCAUCUUCUGGCGUGAAUGUGUUACCAGUGCACCCUGGAGAUGAUGCCACUCUGCCAUGUCAGGCUGAUGGUUCCCCCAUCAGAGUUGUAGAGUGGAUCAGACCUGACCUGAAGCCAUAUACCGUCCUCUUAUACAUCCAUGGAAUCUUGGAAUCAGCCCCCCAGAAUCCAUCCUUUAAGGACAGGGUGGAGCUGGUGGACAGAGAUCUGAAGGACGGAGACGUGUCUUUAAUUCUGAAGAAUGUGAACAUCAACGACGCUGGAACAUACAAGUGUGGAGUUAAAACCGGUGAUACAAACAUAGACCCCAACAAUGACCCAAUCAGACCAAUCAGAACCAUCCAUCUCCGCAUUACAGAGCCAGAUUCCAAGGAUGGAAACUCUCCUGUAGGCCUCAUCGUUGCACUGACAGUUGUUACAUUAUUACUGCUUCCUGUAGCUGUUGUUGCAGUGGUUGUUGUCUGGAAGAGGCAAAGACAAAGACGUGAUGAAAAGAGAACAGUUGUGAUGGAGGUACCAGUGCGCCUUGGAGAUGAUGUCAUUCUACCAUGUCAGGCUGCUGAUCCCUCCAUCAGUGAUGUAGAGUGGAGCAGAGCUGACUUGAAGCCAGAGUCCAUCCUCUCAUACAGAGUUGAAGGGUCGGUUCUAACCAACCUGCAUCCUGACUAUAAGGAGGACAAGGUGGAGCUGGAGGACAAAGAUCUGAAGAAAGGAAACAUGUCUUUAAUUCUGAAGAAUGUUAGCAGGGAUGACCAAGGAACAUACAAGUGUCGAGUAACAUCAGGUGGUUCAAUGAGGACUAAUACUACCGUCCUCCCCUGGGAAACAAUCAGAAUCAUCCGUCUGCAGGUUAGAGAGCCAGCAGUUGUGAUGGAGGUACCAGUGCGCCUUGGAGAUGAUGUCAUUCUACCAUGUCAGGCUGAUGAUCCCUCCAUCUGUGAUGUAGAGUGGAGCAGAGCUGACCUGAAGCCAGAUACCAUCCUCUCAUACAGAGUUGAAGGGUCGGUUCCAACCAACCUGCAUCCUAAAUAUAAGGAGGACAAGGUGCAGCUGGUGGACAAAGAUCUGAAGAAAGGAAACAUGUCUUUAAUUCUGAAGAAUGUUAGCACAACUGACCAAGGAACAUACAAGUGUCGAGUAACAUCAGGUGGUUCAAUGAGGACUAAUACUACCGUCCUCCCCUGGAAAACAAUCACAAUCAUCCGUCUGCAGGUUAGAGAGCCAGCAGUUGUGAUGGAGGUACCAGUGCACCCUGGAGAUGAUGUCAUUCUACCAUGUCAGGCUGAUGAUCCCUCCAUCUGCGAUGUAGAGUGGAGCAGAGCUGACUUGAAGCCAGAGUCCAUCCUCUCAUACAGAGUUGAAGGGUCGGUUCCAACCAACCUGCAUCCUAAAUAUAAGGAGGACAAGGUGCAGCUGGUGGACAAAGAUCUGAAGAAAGGAAACAUGUCUUUAAUUCUGAAGAAUGUUAGCACCACUGACCAAGGAACAUACAAGUGUCGAGUAACAUCAGGUGGUUCAAUGAGGACUAAUACUACCGUCCUCCCCUGGAAAACAAUCACAUUCAUCCGUCUGCAGGUUAGAGAGCCAGCAGUUGUGAUGGAGGUACCAGUGCACCCUGGAGAUGAUGUCAUUCUACCAUGUCAGGCUGAUGAUCCCUCCAUCUGCGAUGUAGAGUGGAGCAGAGCUGACCUGAAGCCAGAUACCAUCCUCUCAUACAGAGUUGAAGGGUCGGUUCUAACCAUCCUGCAUCCUAAAUAUAAGGAGGACAAGGUGGAGCUGGUGGAAAAAGAUCUGAAGAAAGGAAACAUGUCCUUAGUUCUGAAGAAUGUUAGCACCACUGACCAAGGAACAUACAAGUGUCGAGUAACAUCAGGUGGUUCAAUGAGGACUAAUACUACCGUCCUCCCCUGGAAAACAAUCACAAUCAUCCGUCUGCAGGUUACAGAGCCAGCAGUUGUGAUGGAGGUACCAGUGCACCCUGGAGAUGAUGUCAUUCUACCAUGUCAGACUGAUGAUCCCUCUAUCUGCGAUGUAGAGUGGAGCAGAGCUGACCUGAAGUCAGAUACCAUCCUCUCAUACAGAGUUGAAGGGUUGGUUCUAAUCAACCUUCAUCCUAAAUAUAAGGAGGACAAGGUGGAGCUGGUGGACAAAGAUCGGAAGAAAGGAAACAUGUCUUUAAUUCUGAGGAAAGUUACCAGGGAUGACGAAGGAACAUACAAGUGUCGAGUAACAUCAGGUGGUUCAAUGAGGACUAAUACUACCGUCCUCCCCUGGAAAACAAUCACAAUCAUCCAUCUGCAGGUUAGAGAGCCAGCAGUUGUGAUGGAGGUACCAGUGCGCCUUGGAGAUGAUGUCAUUCUACCAUGUCAGGCUGCUGAUCCCUCCAUCUGCCAUGUAGAGUGGACCAGAGCUGACCUGAAGCCAGAUACCAUCCUCUCAUACAGAGUUGAAGGGUUGGUUCUAACCAUCCUGCAUCCUAAAUAUAAGGAGGACAAGGUGGAGCUGGUGGAAAAAGAUCUGAAGAAAGGAAACAUGUCCUUAGUUCUGAAGAAUGUUAGCACCACUGACCAAGGAACAUACAAGUGUCGAGUAACAUCAGGUGGUUCAAUGAGGAUUAAUACUACCGUCCUCCCCUGGAAAACAAUCACAAUCAUCCGUCUGCAGGUUAGAGAGCCAGCAGUUGUGAUGGAGGUACCAGUGCGCCUUGGAGAUGAUGUCAUUCUACCAUGUCAGGCUGAUGAUCCCUCCAUCUGUGCUGUAGAGUGGAGCAGAGCUGACCUGAAGCCAGAUACCAUCCUCUCAUACAGAGUUGAAGGGUCGGUUCCAACCAACCUGCAUCCUAAAUAUAAGGAGGACAAGGUGCAGCUGGUGGACAAAGAUCUGAAGAAAGGAAACAUGUCUUUAAUUCUGAGGAAAGUUACCAGGGAUGACCAAGGAAGAUACAAGUGUCGAGUAACAUCAGGUGGUUCAAUGGGGACUAAUACUACCGUCCUCCUCUGGAAAACAAUCACAUUCAUCCCUCUGCAGGUUAGAGAGCCAGCAGGUGAGUGAGUCUCUCUCAGUGAG
Molecule: messenger RNA, 3314 nt
Organism: Perca fluviatilis (European perch)
Lineage: Eukaryota; Metazoa; Chordata; Actinopteri; Perciformes; Percidae
Product: immunoglobulin superfamily member 10-like
Exons: 10
Coding region: 210-3299 (1029 amino acids)
Biological process (GO): negative regulation of T cell proliferation; cellular response to lipopolysaccharide; T cell costimulation
Cellular component (GO): external side of plasma membrane
Source: RefSeq, a predicted model, not a curated record